CAGCAGCAUGGCGUCGAAGAACAAGGAGAUCGUGAGCACGUCCGUAGAGGUUCUCGAUCUCAUGAUGAGCUACCUCGAUUAUGCAGUACUGCUGCCUCAGUUUGCCAAUCAAGCUCAGUUUGGAAAUAUGAAGGGCAAGCCUGAUAUUGUGAGGCGACUAUCUGUCGUGUCUGUGGAACUGUGGCCACACAAGCAGAGUCAGGUGGUGCGACACACGCUGCCCGUGCUCUGGUCACUUCUCGAAGAAGCCAGCGUUAGCGGCAACGCGGAGCUACGUUCCGCGGCGCAGGAGCUGGCCGUGCAGAUGUACUCCGUGAUGGGGCAGCCGCUGGUCGAGCAGGCAGACAUUAAACACAAGAGCUUGCUCAUGAAAAUGCUCCGGUAGGUGGCUAACAACGUACGCUACUCUCCCCGGAGCCAAGCAGGCUGACAUUAAACACAAGAGCUUGCCAACGUAGGUGGCCAACGUUUGCUGCAUGAAGUUGAAACAUAAGAAGUUCCAAUGUUCGCUACUCUCCCCGGGCGAGAGUGUUGAAGUUGUUGUUGUGGCGGCCAGGUUCCUGCAGUGAACACGAGCGUGAGUGAGUCCGACGAAGCAUUCACGAUUCCGACAAGAAUGCAGAAGUAGAUGCGCCCUGAUUUAAUGUGUUGUUUUUGCGAUACGGAGGACUGAAUUGCAGCUUUCUGUACGAGUGCUGAAUAUGAACGAGGACUUGUUGGGAGCUUCUGAUUCUGACGCAAACACAGGAGCAUGUAGUGAAGAAUAGUGGCUGUUCCCAUACUGCUAAUGCGUGUUAAGUCAAAGGUGGCUCAACGAUGGAAGAAGAAAUUGAGAAGGACCAGGAAUGCUGUCAUUGUGACAAUAGACUGCACGUACAGAUGAGUGUUUGGUGUGUGUGUGCGCGCGUGCGUGCGUGUACGUGCGAGUGUGCGUGACUUGUACAUGUUGUAUAGCAUUAUGCUCAGCAAUUUAUUAACACUCAGGCUAACAGAGUGUGAAGCAAUUUCUGAUGUAAUAACAGCUUGCUUCAAUAUAGCACACGUUGCUAAUGUGCACACAAAAUAUAUUUUAUUAUCAUAAUUAUUAGCCUAUUUAUAAAUAUAUAUAUAUAUAUAUAUAAGUGUGCAAUACGUCCAAUGUGUAUACGUGUGCAAUACAAUAUAACCCGCCGUCCAUGGUAUAUACGAGUUAUGAAUUAAACUACUAGUUGCCUGUAAACGUGGCUUAUUCUAGUAAUUUUACCUAACGUUCUUUCGAUUGUAUUGUUACAGCAGUUGUGUAGUGCUGAGGUCUAUAGGCCUACUGGCCCAUUAUCUUGCUGUAGCGUAAGACGUUUUCAUUACUGCUAGUCACUGCAGAGAAGUUGUGCUUUUACUGUGUUAUCUCAUUGAUAUCCGAUGAAUUUGCUCAGCUCUGCCGGUUUUGUUGCAAUUUUGUAUGGCAACUAUAAAAGAUAUAAACCCUCUGAAUUUUUUCAGCAAUUUGUCAACUGUAAAAAUGCUCUACAUUUCUUGUGCAAUAUAUAUAGCAACUAAAUAGAAUUUGAAACGGUUUACCAUCUUGUUCUCCACAAUUUUAGUUAUGUGUUACAAUCACGAUGUUAUAAGUUUUUAAGAAAGAAAAUGCUUCUCAUUUUUUUGUGAAGGACUAGUCUUAGCAUGAACCUGUAUAUGUAUAUACAUAGGUUCAUGGUGUUAGUGCAUGCAAGUGCAGGCCAUGUCGUGUUGCUACUAUGUUCACUUGUCCCUGGUGAAUGCAUGAUAGGAAUUAUCGAAGUCUAAACGAUGAACUAGUCUGUUUUUUGAAGAGGCCUUCAGCCUAUUCGAUGUAGUAAACGUUGCUUGUGCUUUCCUCACGCGUGAUCAUCUAUCACAUGGCUGUUAUAGGCACUGCAUAGCUGACGAAGAUUUUGUUCGUACAUUCUUCGCCGCCUAUCGAAUUGCUGGCAUUAGCUUGUGGAAGAGCAGUGGUGUAUCAGCUAUUUACGAGUGUUGAGUAGCGUGUAUAAUGUAUAGAGUCAUUUUCCGAGCCAACAACACGUUACAGAGGCGUGUUAUCUUAGUUUGAUGAACAUUCACGUAUGUUCGUAGUGGCAUUGACGGACUUGUAAGAUUACAAGCGCACUAAAAAUGAAUGACCAAUCCAGUUGUCUGGAUGGCCGUGUAGGGAAGGCACAUGUGAGUAUAUAGAACCUGUGGUGUCGAGUGUAUAAAAGAACGAGGCACGACUCUCGCUGUCACCGUUCGUCACCCGUCUUAGAUGAGAUGUUAUUUUUCUAGUCUGGUUGGUUUCCUGACGUAUUGGCGUCAGUAAAAUGAGGACUGACUAUUCUGCGUCAAGGUUUGCUCUCUUAGUAAUGUCAUAGCGAAGUCGAUGGGUUGGAUUGUGAUUAACUCGGCAGCGCGUGUUCAGAUUCCAGAUAUUAGUUGUUUCUCCCAUCUUCGCGUGGAAUAUGUUGAUAUGUUGAUAUGCUGUGGAUAUGUUGGGUCAUGAAAAGCUAUAUAAUAUGAUCAAAACUUGUCAAAUCUAUUUGCCGUCCAUUCUGUUCAGGUUUUAGCGAUGGAAAGGUGAUUUAUGUCAGUGUAAUGAAAACCGUCCACUAUUGUUCUUGUUCAGGUUUACCACAUAUUCGUGGUCAGAUAUUAUUGAAACUUUCAGGCUAUUGAACUUGCGCGGCGACUUUCGUAAUAGUAAGUUAUAUUUUGAGUAAACGAAAAACGAGUUGGCUUCGGGGUUUGCCUAUUCAGAUAUUACUAGAUACUAAAUAGUGUCUAGAUUAGGCCUAUACAUGCCACAAUAACUAGACACGUUCGUUCGCAUCCGUUUUCUCUGUAGCAGUUGUGUAUAGUUACUGUUUGUACGACAUGCAUUAAUUGUGUAUUUGUGGAAAUCCGUUCCGUCCAUUUCUGAUAUAAUCUAGAAAUGUUGAUUGCGCUGCAAUGAGUGCUAUAUUUUAUUGUCCUCGAACCAUGGUUCUAUACUCUUCUUAAACAAUAUGUUACUUUUAGUAAAUUAACUUGAUAAUUACUGCCUAUGUGAAUAGUAAUAGAUAUCCAGUCUAGAGUUAUUCCAAAGAAAGAGCUAUUCAAGUAAAGGGACGUGUGUGCUUCGCAAAUACUUUGCGCAUAUUUUUUUUCAAUACGGUUGCUGAUAUGUAGAGAACUCUAAUAGCCGAUGCACUGUGCGUCGGUGUCUGUGGCAACUGUCAAAACGUUGAUCAGAUUCCAUAUCCCGUGUAUAGCGCUCAUUGUGCUGCCUGUCGUUAUUUGUUAAAAUCUAGUACAGACGAACCGUCCAGAUCGUUCUUGCGCUAGUCUUCUUUCGGAGAUAUUUGUGUACUGACUGCGCUUGUUGACCGCUUGCCUGAUGCGAGGGUGUACUAGUCUCCAUUACCCCUCCCCCCAUUCGGUCGGCCACCUUGACUGCAAAUGCUGGCAGUGGUUUCCAGCGAUUUUCACCAAGGGUCUACCUAGCUACAGAGCUAAGUCGUGAAUCGCACUAACCACGUAGUGCUAAGUAUCAGUGACAGGCAUGAUCUGGAAGAACGCCGUAGUUCGAAGUCUUGGUGUUUGUGCAGUCCCUGUCGUUUCACCCUCCUAGGUAGCUAUGGUACGCCGCGUCUAGUCUCUGAGCGAGGUACUCUCGUGUAUUUUUCGGCCAGCUCCGGUAGCGAGCUGGCCAGUCACAAGUGCAAACGUCUCCAUCGUAUGUUUAGUUAUGUGAGUUUUAACCUAUUUUACCACCAGUAGGGAAAGUGUUCACGUAAAGACCACAUAUGUGUGGUCUUUAGAAAAUUUAACUGCAGUAGUUUGUUGAAUCGGUGCCCCGAAUGCUUGUUCGUGAUGCGCUAGAAUCGUCACUAUAUUCCUGACAACUCGAUCAUAAUGUUGGUAAAUGUCUGCUAGCAGUUUCUGCUAGUGGUGAUAGCAUCAGGUUAGAUGGCCACUUACAUUGUACACGAUUUAACUUUACAUGUAUAUAUGUUGCAGCUGUUACAUUUUUGAAAGCUCAAUAAAUGUUUGCAGGAAAUUUAA
Molecule: messenger RNA, 4035 nt
Organism: Priapulus caudatus
Lineage: Eukaryota; Metazoa; Priapulida; Priapulimorpha; Priapulimorphida; Priapulidae
Product: protein FAM179A-like
Exons: 3
Coding region: 8-385 (125 amino acids)
Source: RefSeq, a predicted model, not a curated record